Molecule: messenger RNA, 1737 nt
Organism: Sinocyclocheilus rhinocerous
Lineage: Eukaryota; Metazoa; Chordata; Actinopteri; Cypriniformes; Cyprinidae
Gene: chrna9a
Product: cholinergic receptor, nicotinic, alpha 9a
Exons: 6
Coding region: 1-1737 (578 amino acids)
Biological process (GO): monoatomic ion transmembrane transport
Cellular component (GO): postsynaptic membrane
Molecular function (GO): transmembrane signaling receptor activity; acetylcholine-gated monoatomic cation-selective channel activity
Source: RefSeq, a predicted model, not a curated record
AUGAAGAUCAUAUUUCUUGUGAUUCACAUUAGCAUGUUGCUACAUGUUGUUUUCUCUGCUCAGGGUCGUUUUGCUCAAAAACUGCUGAACGACCUGAUGGAGAACUAUUCUAACGCUUUACGGCCUGUGGAGGACACAGACGAAGCCCUUAACGUCACUCUACAGAUCACACUCUCACAGAUCAAAGAUAUGGAUGAAAGGAACCAGGUGCUGACCACAUACCUGUGGGUGCGUCAGAUCUGGCAUGAUGCUUAUCUGUGCUGGGAUAAAGAUGAGUAUGAUGGACUUGAGGUCAUUCGAAUACCCGGCAACCUUGUUUGGAGACCAGACAUCGUUCUGUAUAACAAUGCGGAUGAGGAGGACUCCUCGGGACCCCCAGACACGAAUGUGGUGUUGCGGUAUAAUGGUGAGAUCACUUGGGACUCCCCUGCCAUCACUAAGAGUUCCUGUAGGGUGGACGUCUCUUAUUUCCCCUUUGAUAGUCAGGAGUGCAACCUUACCUUUGGCUCCUGGACCUACAAUGGCAACCAGGUGGACAUCACCAUGGGCAUGGAGGGUGGAGACCUUUCAGACUUUGUGGAAAAUGUGGAAUGGGAGUGUCAUGGCAUGCCGGCCGUUAAAAACGUCAUAAUGUACGGCUGCUGCUCGGACCCAUACCCUGACAUAACAUACACAGUCCUGCUCAAGCGGCGUUCUUCCUUCUACAUCUUCAACCUUCUUCUGCCGUGUUUCCUCAUCUCUUUCCUGGCUCCACUGGGCUUCUACCUGCCAGCUGAUUCUGGGGAGAAGGUCUCACUGGGGGUGACGGUGCUGCUGGCUCUGACUGUAUUUCAGCUGAUGGUGGCUGAGAGUAUGCCACCUUCAGAAAGCGUUCCACUAAUUGGAAAAUACUACAUUGCAACUAUGACCAUGAUAACAGCCUCUACAUCUUUGACUAUCUUUAUCAUGAAUAUACACUUCUGUGGAGCGGAAGCCAAACCUGUGCCCCACUGGGCCAAAGUCCUGAUAAUAGACUACAUGUCAAAGAUCUUCUUUGUGUAUGAGGUAGGAGAGAACUGCACCACAGCUGAAAGCGACCGAGGCCCGUUGUUCUCUGAGGACCCACUGGCUAGCUUGGAGAGAGAUGGGUAUUUUGACAAAGGAUUUUAUGGAGACUGUCACCAUGAUGAGAGAAACCACAGUCAGUUUAACGGCUACAGCCACAGAGACCACCGGCAUGGGAAUGGGUACCGUCGCAACAACAGUGCCUAUCGGCAUCAUAGGCAUGACCAGCAAAGGAGGACCCGCUCAUCUUCAAAUUCCCCUAUCCGACAUCCGAAAUACACACACUACAUUGGUCGAGAUGGAAGCGAAAAGCUCCCACUAACAAGCCAGGAGAAACUCAAAGAUAGCGAACUCUCCAUUCCAGAAAAACUUAAUGGAUACACCUACGAUCACGGCAAUGGCUAUCUCAAUGGAGUCGCCUAUCACCACGAUAACAGCUACAGCAAAACCUUUGGAGCAGAUAGUUGCAAUAAGACCACCAGUGGCACAGGAUCUGUAUGCGCCUGUGGCCAACAUCAGAAAGUGGUGCGAAACAUUGAGUACAUAGCUAACUGUUUCAGAGAGCAGAGGGCACACCAGGCCAAAGGGGCCGAGUGGAAGAAGGUUGCCAAGGUGAUGGACAGAUUCUUCAUGUGGGUGUUUUUCAUCAUGGUCUUCCUCAUGAGUAUCCUUGUCAUGGCCAAGGCAACCUAG